Molecule: messenger RNA, 3645 nt
Organism: Apaloderma vittatum (bar-tailed trogon)
Lineage: Eukaryota; Metazoa; Chordata; Aves; Trogoniformes; Trogonidae
Gene: DISP1
Product: dispatched homolog 1 (Drosophila)
Exons: 1
Cellular component (GO): membrane
Source: RefSeq, a predicted model, not a curated record
AUCAGAUCCCAUUCCCAGUUUGGUGAUCUCUGCCAGAGAGCUACUGCUGCUUCGUGCUGUCCCAGCUGGACACUGGGCAACUAUAUUGCUAUCCUCAACAACAGGUCAUCGUGUCAAAAAAUUGUUGAACGAGAUGUCUCUCACACCCUAAAGCUGCUUCGCACAUGUGCCAAAUACUACUACAACGGAACCCUGGGGCCGGACUGCUGGGAUAUGAAUGCCAAAAGGAAGGAUCAACUCAAGUGUACAAAUGUGCCUCGCAAAUGUACCAAGUACAAUGCUGUUUACCAGAUCCUUCACUAUCUAGUGGACAAGGAUUUUCUAAGCCCAAAGACAGCUGACUACGUCUUACCAGCUUUAAAAUACAGCAUGCUCUUCUCUCCCACUGAGAAAGGGGAAAGCAUGAUGAGUAUUUACUUAGAUAACUUUGAGAACUGGAACGCUUCUGAUGGUGUAACAACCAUCACAGGGAUUGAGUUUGGAAUAAAACAUCGAUUGUUUCAAGAUUACCUGUUGAUGGAUACUGUGUAUCCUGCCAUAGCCAUUGUAAUUGUUUUAUUAGUUAUGUGUGUAUACACGAAAUCCAUGUUUAUCACGCUGAUGACUAUGUUUGCAAUAAUUAGUUCCUUGAUUAUUUCUUAUUUUCUCUAUCGGGUAGUAUUUAAUUUUGAGUUCUUUCCAUUCAUGAAUCUCACGGCAUUGAUUAUUCUUGUUGGGAUUGGAGCAGAUGAUGCUUUUGUCUUAUGCGACGUUUGGAACUACACAAAAUUUGAUAAACCUCAUGCUGGAACCUCCGAGACGGUGAGCAUCACGUUGCAGCACGCUGCUCUUUCCAUGUUUGUCACGAGUUUUACUACCGCUGCUGCCUUCUAUGCUAAUUAUGUCAGCAAUAUCACAGCAAUCAGGUGUUUUGGUGUUUAUGCCGGCACUGCCAUUUUGGUGAAUUAUGUUUUGAUGGUUACUUGGCUACCUGCUGUAGUUGUAUUACAUGAACGGUAUCUUCUCAAUAUUUUCAGUUGCUUUAAGAAACCUCAGCAGAGGGUAUACAACAACAAAAACUGCUGGACAGUGUUGUGCCAAAUGUUCCACAAGAUUAUUUUUGCAGUCUCAGAAGCAUCCAGGAUAUUUUUUGAAAAAGUUUUGCCAUGCAUUGUUAUCAAAUUUCGAUACAUUUGGCUUUUCUGGUUCCUUGCCUUAACAGUUGGUGGAGCAUAUAUCGUGUGUGUAAAUCCAAAGAUGAAAUUGCCAUCAUUGGAGCUCUCUGAGUUUCAAGUAUUUAGGUCUUCUCACCCAUUUGAACGGUACGAUGCAGAAUACAAAAAGCUUUUUAUGUUUGAACGUGUCCACCAUGGAGAAGAGCUCCACAUGCCAAUUACAGUAAUCUGGGGUGUGACACCUGAGGAUAAUGGUGACCCUUUAAACCCUAAAAGUAAAGGAAAGCUGCAGCUGGAUAGCAGUUUUAAUAUCGCUAGCCCAGCUUCACAAGUUUGGAUUUUACGUUUCUGUCAGAAGCUAAGAAAUCAGACAUUUUAUUAUCAGACUGAAGAACAAGACUUCACGAGCUGCUUCAUUGAAACAUUUAAGCAGUGGAUGGAAAAUCAAGACUGUGAUGAGCCAUCUCUUUACCCCUGCUGCAGCCACUUGAGCUUUCCGUACAGACAGGAAGUUUUUGAAUUGUGCAUCAAGAGAGCUAUAAUGGAGCUAGAAAGAAGCACAGGGUACCAUUUAGAUAGUAAAACCCCAGGGCCUCGCUUUGACCUAAAUGACACCAUCAGAGCAGUGGUGUUGGAGUUCCAAAGCACCUACCUCUUCACACUGGCCUAUGAAAAAAUGCAUCAGUUCUACAAAGAGGUGGACUCAUGGAUUUCAAGUGAGCUUAGUUCUGCUCCUGAAGGCCUUAGCAAUGGUUGGUUUGUGAGUAACCUUGAAUUUUAUGAUCUUCAGGACAGUCUUUCUGAUGGUACUCUGAUUGCCAUGGGUCUUUCAGUUGCUGUUGCAUUUAGUGUAAUGCUUCUUACAACUUGGAAUAUAAUUAUAAGCCUUUAUGCAAUAGUUUCAAUAGCUGGAACUAUUUUUGUCACUGUAGGUUCUCUAGUUCUUCUUGGAUGGGAACUGAACGUGUUAGAAUCUGUCACGAUUUCAGUGGCUGUUGGCUUAUCUGUAGACUUUGCUGUUCAUUACGGAGUGGCUUAUCGCUUAGCCCCUGACCCUGACCGAGAGGGAAAAGUCAUUUUUUCUUUAAGCCGUAUGGGUUCUGCGAUUGCAAUGGCUGCACUGACUACGUUUGUAGCUGGAGCAAUGAUGAUGCCCUCUACAGUGUUGGCGUACACGCAGCUUGGCACUUUUAUGAUGCUUAUAAUGUGCAUUAGUUGGGCUUUCGCAACGUUCUUCUUUCAGUGCAUGUGCCGGUGCCUCGGACCCCAGGGCACUUGUGGCCAGAUCCCACUACCAAAAAAAUUGCAGUGUAAUGCCUUCUCUCAUACCUUUUCAGGAGCCCAGGGAAGUAGAGGUCAAAAUAAACCACAUCCUGUUAGCAAGUAUCAGCUGGACUCCAGAAGUCAAAAACCAGAAAUGGAGCACGAGCACUAUGAGCUUGAGCCUCUGGCCUCACAGACGGGUAUUUGUAACCCUGCAGAGAAAGUGACUUACGAAGAAACUCGUAUCUGCUCCGAGCUCUUUGGCAGCAGGCCCCCAAACACAUGUAUGCCUGUGCAUUCAGCCUAUACUAGCGAAGUGAGUAAAAGCGUAAAAAAUGUUGCUAGUUCAGCUGUGCUACAGACAGCUAUCGACCAACAUACCAUCUGCCCAAUUUUCUCACAAAACAGGCAGUGUAGCUGUCCUGAUGCAUAUAAGCAAGUGGCAGUGAAGUGGAGUCCACACUCAUGUCAGCAGUUAAGCGACACCUUCUGUUACCAGUGUUCUCCUUCACCGGGAACCAUCCAGAUCCAAAACUCUGUAGCCCCUAUAAAUGCUUUACAGCAAGCUGCCGAAGGUUACGUGCACCCAGUCCAGCACAUCCUCCACUGCAGUUGCCUUCAAGGAAGGCUCAAAAGAACGAUGACGCAGAACUCUCUGCCUAAAAAUUUUUUCCUCCAGUCCGUGCAACAGUUUCAGGCACAUCAAAGAAUAAAUAGGACAGACUCGCACGCUCAUCAGAACCCAGAGGAAAACAUAAGGACUGUUCCAAAGGUGAUGAGCUCCUCGCAGUUUCUCUGCCGAAAUGCAGGACCUCUGAUAGUGCGUUGCUCUGAAUGUGAGAACAGUGUAUCAAAUAACCAAAAGGGAUUCUGUCAGCAGACAGGCAAGUGUGAUGAGAAGGGUGGCAUAGAAGCAAACGGGGUUGAAAACAAGAAAGCCUCUCUGUCAAAGCAGAAAAGGAAAGCUGAGAGCAAGGUAGAACACCCUUCUUUGCAAAAUGACCACGUUUUGAAGGCUGACCAAAAUGAUAAAAAAUAUCUGCUGAAUAGGUCGGUGAGAGAGGCUCGCUACGAGGGUUGCUGUGAAAAUUCACACUGUUGUAGCAAGGCUAUCGCAGUGAAGUGCAAUUCUGUUGACUGUCAAAUGCCAAACAUUGAAGCCAAUGUGCCUCCUAUGUUAAUGCGCCCAGAACUUUCUAAUGAAAGUUUGUUAAUAAAAACACUAUAG